This is a messenger RNA of Mycotypha africana, 168 nucleotides long. RefSeq lists its product as uncharacterized. The transcript has 2 exons. NCBI's taxonomy places the organism in Eukaryota, Fungi, Mucoromycota, Mucoromycetes, Mucorales, Mycotyphaceae. The record is from RefSeq and is a predicted model, not a curated record. The annotation marks the transcript as partial.
GACAUACCUGAACCACCGCAAACAGAAGCAGGUCGUUGGACUUUCCAUUCACAAAAAGAGUUUCCUCCACCACCCCCUUUUGAAAAAAAGUUGAAAAGAUAUCCUACAGGUGCAGAAACAGGUUGUUCCAUUCCAAUCGAUCUUUCUCAUCUUACGAUUUAUCAAUAA